CUGAAAUAAUAUUAAAUACUAUAAUGGUACCAUUAUAUAUGUAAUGGACAAAGCAUAAAUAAGCAAUCAUAAAAAAAUGAAAUUUUAAACUUUUCUACCCGAAAAUACGGAAAUCAUGUAUUAACUUAGUAGUUGAAUACAAUACAAUAAUACGAGUUUGAUUCACCAAUACAAUAACGAGGAUCAAUUUUCCAUCCCUUUUGAUCAUAAUGGAUUAUCCUGACUCCGAAAUCAAAAAACUAAAAAUAGAACACCAAACCCAAUAUUUAUAAAAGAAGCCUCCAAAAAAAAAGAAAAAAAACUGCUGUCAUUUGAUACCUGUUGCUGUUGGAUUCAUUAAAAUCUCCCUUAAUAUCCUCCAGGAAUGGGAGGAUUCUCAUAUGAUCAUCAUUCAUCAGUUGGAAUUUUGUAAAUAUCUUAAUUUGAUUUUGAUUUUCUUCUACUAUUCAAAGAAAAUGGGGAAAAGCAAUAAACUUUAUGAUGAAUUGCUCUUACCCUGAAUUGCACCCUACAGAAAACUCAGCCUCUCAUACACUUUGAUUAACAGAAAAUGGAGCAAUUCAGGCAAAUAGGAGGAGUUUUAGGAAGCAUGAAUGCCUUAAUGAUAUUACAAGAACGAGAUCAGCUAAAUAAGAGACAGUGCAGUUUAUUGUUUGACAUGUUUAAAUUAGCAUUUGAUGUAUUAUCAGAAGAGAUAAAACAGAACCUUAGAUUAGAAGAAAAGUACAUGAAAUGGAAGGUUCUAGAACAACCCUUAAAAGAGCUUUAUAGAGUAUAUAAAGAAGCAGAAUUGUAUUUGAAACAAUGUAUGGAUUCAAAGGAUUGGUGGGUAAAAGUGUUAUACUUUCAUAACAAUCAAGAUUGUGUUGAAUUUCACAUCCAUAACUUGCUUUGUUACUUUGCAAUCGUCGUAGAAUCGAUCGAAACAGCUGGGGAAAUAUCCGGGCUUGACUUAGAUGACAUGAAGAAGAAGAGAAUGAUAUUGGGUAGUAAGUAUGAUAUGAAAUGGGAUGACCCAAAACUUUUCAUGUGGAAAUAUGGGAAGCAAUACCUAAUUUCGGAGGAAAUUUCGAGUAGGAUGUGUAGGGCUCAAAAAGAAGAUAAGUGGGUAUUGCUGGAAAUGAUGGAGGAGAAGAAGUUAUCGAGUAUUUGUAGGUCGAACAAAGAAGCACAACGGUUGAGUGAAAUGUUUACGAGGAUGAUUAAUGAGGAAGAUUGGUUAUGUGAUGCUUCGGUUUUGAGAGGAUGGAAGGAUUAUCAAGUGAGAAGGCGGUUAGGCGGAGGAAAAGAGUAUAAGGAGAUGCAAUGGUUAGGGGAGAGUUUAGUUUUGAGAAAGUUAAAUGGGGAGUGUUCAUUAUUGAAUAAAGAGAUUUGUUCAUUGGUGUAUCUAUCACACCCUAAUAUAGUCCAAUAUCUUUGUGGAUUCCAUGAUGAGGAAAAGAACGAGUAUUUGGUUGUAAUGGAGCAGAUGAGUAAAGAUCUUAGGAGCUAUAUAAAAGAGGUUUGUGGGUUAAAAAGACGACGGUUACCCUUUGCUUUCCCGGGUGCUGUUGAUAUGAUGUUGCAAAUUGCAAGAGGGAUGGAGUUCCUACACUCAAAGAAGAUUUAUCAUGGAGAUUUGAAUACUGCAAACGUUUUUAUCAAACCGAGAAAUCCAGCUUCUGAUCAAGCUUACUUCCAAGCUAAAGUAUCGGGUUUUGGGUUGAAUGAUGUUAAAACUGUUUCGUCUAGAAGCACUUCACCUAACCGCAAUGAUAUAGUCCCUUUCAUUUGGCAUGCCCCUGAAGUUUUGACUGAGCAAGAAAUGAAGUAUUCCGAGAAAGCUGAUGUUUAUAGCUUUGGGAUGCUUUGUUUUGAGCUUUUAACUGGGAAGCUCCCCUUUCAAGAUGGUCAUCUUCAGGGAGAUCAAAUGAGUAGAAAUAUUAAGGCAGGCGAACGCCCUUUAUUCCCCUUUGCUUUACCUAAGUAUCUUGCUACUCUCAUAAAAAAAUGCUGGCAAACUCACCCUAUACACAGACCUACUUUUUCGUCCAUUUGUAGGAUACUUCGCUAUGUCAAGAGGUUGAUUUUGAUCAACCCUCAUCUUGCACAACCCGAAAUUCCAUCUAUCCUUCAACUUGAUCUUUGUGAUUUAGAAUCCGGGUUUUUGAAUAAAUUCCCAUCACACCCCUCUUCUGUUUCACAGAUUCCGUUUCAGUUGUUCUCCUACAGAUUAGCCGAGAAACAGAAGAAGCUUUAUGGUCGAGACAAGGAUUGGGAGACACAUAGUGAGGUGCUUAUUUCAUCUCCUAUGGCUGACAUGCUUAAUGUAUUAGACGGCUCAUUUUCACCCGUUCAUGGCACUAAGUCGGUUUGCCUAGACAUUACCGAUCAGAAGAGACACUCGGUUUUCAGGAGGGUUAGUGGAAAGGCGAAGGAUGAUCAGUUUUUGCAAGCACAGGACACAUUGUCUGUGUCUUCUGAAAUUUCGGAGAAAAAAGUUCCGAUUCUAAGGAAAUCAAACAGUGUAGCGGAAGGGAACUCGUCUUCACUAAGGAACCAAGCAAAAUCGGUCUGCAUAGAGAUUCCUGAACAAAAAACGUCGUCUUUGAAGAAAUGCAACACUCUUCCUUUUAUGAAAAGACUCGAUGAAUCGAGAUCACCGAGUAGUGAUGUCCCUGCAAAGAAAGUGUUAGAUAAGAAGGUUCCACCUCUGAGGAAAUCGAACAGCAGCAGGACGAGUCGAGAUUCAGGAAAACCGAAAGAGAGACCGUCAUUUUUCGUUCCAAGGGGUUCAACGAUUACAGCAGAGAAGCAGCUACAACCAUCGGUGCCUCAGAAAUCGAGUAGAACGAAACACAAACAUACCGGUCUUUCUCCUGAUAACUCGAGUUAGUUAAUCUGCAAGAAAAGUUACUUUCGAAUUCUCAAAAACUUCGUUUGAUGUUGGUAAUUGCCGCUCUUCCUGGUUGCGAGUUUUAGGUUCACAAAAAUCGUUUGAUGCGAGUUUUAGGCUUUGUUAGCAACACAUUUUGUGCAAGAAUGGUGUUAGAUUUGUAGUCUUUUGCUCUCAACAGGAGGAAUGAAUUUUGUAUGCUGUUAGAUUAUAGCAAUCAUUGUAUUCUUUGCACUUGAGAUAAUCAAAAAUUGUUUGUAAA
Molecule: messenger RNA, 3137 nt
Organism: Amaranthus tricolor (Joseph's coat)
Lineage: Eukaryota; Viridiplantae; Streptophyta; Magnoliopsida; Caryophyllales; Amaranthaceae
Exons: 3
Coding region: 551-2875 (774 amino acids)
Biological process (GO): protein phosphorylation
Molecular function (GO): protein kinase activity; ATP binding
Source: RefSeq, a predicted model, not a curated record